Staurois parvus is the source of this 284-nucleotide messenger RNA. The record is from the annotation of a GenBank genome assembly. NCBI's taxonomy places the organism in Eukaryota, Metazoa, Chordata, Amphibia, Anura, Ranidae.
ACUGAUGGGCGGCACUGAAAGGCAGCUCAGAUGGGCACUGAUAUGUGGCAUUGAUGGGCACUGAAAUGUGCCAUAAAUGAGCACUGAGAGCUGGCACUGAUGGACACUGACAGGUGGCGCUGCUGGGGCUACACAGAUCAUCAGGGCACACUGAUCAUCAGUGCUCUGAUGAUCUGUGUACAUGUCCCCUCCGAGGAAUACCGAUUACCCGGCAUUUCCCUGUUUACAUGUGAUCAGCUGUGAUUGGACACAGCUGAUCAUAUGACCGAGCCGACAUCUUCGGC